Molecule: messenger RNA, 972 nt
Organism: Aphanomyces invadans
Lineage: Eukaryota; Oomycota; Saprolegniomycetes; Saprolegniales; Verrucalvaceae
Exons: 2
Coding region: 137-928 (263 amino acids)
Source: RefSeq, a predicted model, not a curated record
CUCUCUCUGCUGGAUAUAGGUCGAGUGGCGGUCACGGCGCAUUCUUGCCGCCAGCUCCAUUCUCGAACGUUUGGUCGUUGCCAACGUUUGCUGCCCACUGCCACCACCUCCGACUCGCCAUCACAGCUAAUCCAUCAUGACGACGUCAUGCAUCUUGAGCGAGAGCUUGCCGCACUACAGCGUGAUCAAGGAACUGUACCCGCACUAUUACCACAAACGCGGCUACGAGAACGAGCCAGUGUACUACGAAAAGCCCGGGCAGCUCAACCUGACUGCGCUGAAGGCGCGCGGCGUAACGCUGGCCGACUUGACCAAGAGCUACGCAUUCAUGACUGAGUUUCUGUGGCAAGUUGUGGAAGCGUCCGCCGAUCGCCGGAGCAUCUCAGUCGUCGACGUUGCGGGUAUCGGUUUCUUUUCGUUUGACAACGACGUCAUCGAGUACAUGCGGUCCGUCGCGGCGUACACAAAGGAGCGGCAUCCAAAUCGGUGCGGAUGCAUCUUCGUCGUAAAUGUUCCGUCCUGGUUUGACACGAUCUGGCGCGUCGUGCAGACUCUCGUCGGCCCUGGUGUCCGCAAGAAAAUUACGCUCGUCAAGGAAUCGGACAACGUCCUGGACGCGCUGCGGACUCGCAUCCCGGUCGAGAAUAUCCCGACCGAGUACGGCGGUCUCAGCGUCGGCCAUUCCGACGAAGAAUUGGCGCUGCGGGCGCUCGUGGACUACAACAAUAACGUCCCGGGCAUCCAGCACCCGUUUGCGACCGGCAAGUUUACGUGCGGUUGCAACAGCCCCAUGCACAUCAUCAGCACUUGCACACCCGACACAUUGUUGCAACAAGAGACCGUCGCCCAACCCCAGACAGACCACUCCCUCGGCCCAGCCGACACCACCGCAACGCAACGACGCCUAGUUUUGCAGUCAUCAACGUAGCCUCACGUUUGAUGCGUUUUGAGUGCAAGGAGUUUGGAAACGUG